CUGCUCAAGAUUUAAAUCAAGAAAUACUCAGAAACACAGUUUUUAUUUAUUAUUUCACAUGUGUCAAAGUCGAGGCCCGGGGGCCGGAUCCGGCCCUCCGGGAUGCAUUUACUCGGGAUGACCACUAGAGGGCGGGGCAUGCCGCCUCUGAACCGGCCGGUGGCUGCGUCCUCGCGCCCUGGCCCCGCCCCCUUCCAGCUGCUGUCCGCCUGGAAAGUCUCCCUUCUCCAGGAGUCUGUCAUCCCCGCGGAUCAGAACCGGGACCAUGGGCUUCCCGGUACCGGGCUCGGCCGCUCUGCUGCUCGCCUCCGCUCUGGCGUUGCUCGCCGUCUGCUCCGCAGGUUCGGACGCCCCCCGGGGGGUCGCGGUCGGGUUCGUCUUCGACCCCAAAGCCAGGUGUGAGCCCGCGUGCAAACAUGCGGGAGUCUGCAUCCGCAACAACACGUGUUUCUGCGCCAAAGGCUACGAGGGGGAGACCUGCCAAUACGCGAACUGUUUCCCCAAAUGCAAGAAUGGAGGAGUCUGUCUGCGUCCAGGAAAAUGCAGAUGUCCCGCUGGGUUUGGAGGAAGAUACUGUCACAAAGUGACCUGUGACGGGGGGUGUUGGAACGGGGGCGAGUGCACGGCGGUGAACGGAGCGGCCCGGUGCAUCUGCCCGUCCAGCUGGACCGGAUCCAAAUGCCAACACGCCAUGUGUCCUCAGGGCUGCAGGAACGGGGGGGUCUGCGUGGCUCCAGGAAUCUGCAGCUGUCCGGACGGCUGGGUGGGCGGGGCCUGUCACACGGCCGUCUGCAGCCGGUCCUGCAUGAACGGAGGGAAGUGCAUCUCUCCGGACACGUGCCGCUGCAGACCGCCGUUCUCCGGACCCCGCUGCAGCGACCGCAAGAAGACCCACUAGAGGGAUCCAGAGGAUCGCCCCCCUCCGGUGGAAGGACUUUAUGUCAAAUGUAAUGAAAACUGUAGUAUUUUAGGGACAAUCCCAACAGUUUUGUAGUUUUUGGAUUAAAAUGUGGAAUAAAAACAAAUCAUAAAAAA
Molecule: messenger RNA, 1035 nt
Organism: Oryzias melastigma (Indian medaka)
Lineage: Eukaryota; Metazoa; Chordata; Actinopteri; Beloniformes; Adrianichthyidae
Gene: seraf
Product: von Willebrand factor D and EGF domains
Exons: 6
Coding region: 266-898 (210 amino acids)
Biological process (GO): anatomical structure development
Cellular component (GO): cell surface; extracellular region
Molecular function (GO): signaling receptor binding
Source: RefSeq, a predicted model, not a curated record